Molecule: messenger RNA, 222 nt
Organism: Penicillium egyptiacum
Lineage: Eukaryota; Fungi; Ascomycota; Eurotiomycetes; Eurotiales; Aspergillaceae
Source: the annotation of a GenBank genome assembly
AUGUCAAAAUCUCCGGCUUCAGACGGGCUGUCCGCCCCCGAAACGCGACCUGGGACGACUACAACUUCGUUCUGUUUUUCCUCACCCUUGACUCCCGGGCCAGCUAUGAGUACGUUCGCAUCCGAGCAGACGAUCUCCAAUACGAUGAAGGGAAGGGUUGGAAAUGGUGACAAGGAGGGUCGAUGCCCAGAAGGGACAAGGCUUUGCUGUAUUGAAAAAUAG